UGAUAAAUGGAUGCCGUUGCUUUGAGUUCUGGCCCCGCUGAAAUCUCUCCCCUCUCUGUUUCUGUGGAACGCAGGCAGUUCUGUUUCCCUCCUUCUUCUUCUUCUUCUUCUUCUUCUUCUCUCUCAUAACAAAAGAGGUUUUGCACAAAAUAUAGCGUUGAAGUUAAAGAAGACAGAGAAAGAAAUUAACAGAGCUGAGCAUGAGAAGUUUAAUAAUGUUUUAAAAGCUUGUCAGUUCUGGACCCUUUAUUUAUUGCUAGUCCACCAAUCGGAGUCUUUCUAUUGCUGCUUCUUCUUGUUCUUCUUGUUCAGUUACUUACAUGCAUGGUUGAGAAGGAAGCUGCCUCUUCUGUUUCUCUCAACUUCAAAGUUUAACCUCACCUCACGUGGGUUUACUUUGUGUAACACAUCAUGGCCUCUGACAUGGCCUCUGAGCCCGCACGAACAGGUCGACUUCGGCAACGUUAUGAAGGCAAUUAUCGACUAGUUUCUGGGUGUAUUCCUUACAGGGUGUCAAAAGAAGAAAAUGAGCACAGUGGUGAGAAGGAAGAUGGUAUAGAAGUUCUCAUGGUUUCAUCUCCAAAUCGUGAUGACCUAGUUUUUCCAAAGGGUGGAUGGGAGGAUGAUGAGACAAAAGAAGAAGCUGCUUGCCGUGAGGCCUUCGAGGAAGCAGGAGUUAAAGGGAAACUUAAAGAAAAACCCCUGGGAGAGUGGGUGUUCAGAAGCAAAAGCAAACAGGACAUUUGCAGCCUGGAAGGAGGCUGCAAAGGAUACAUGUUUGCAUUAGAGGUCACUGAGGAGCAUGACACGUGGCCAGAGAGGGAAAAUCGUGAUAGAAAAUGGCUAAAAAUUAAAGAGGCAUUUAGACUCUGCCGGUAUGAAUGGAUGUGUGAGGCAUUGGAGGAGUUUCUUAGAGUUAUGGCAGAGGACCAGAAAAUCCAGAUGUCAGAAGAGAUAGGGGAAACUCCUUCCGCACCAGUGUCAAAUGUCAUGGCAGAUUGUCAAAUUAUUUCAUCAAGCCGCUAUGUAAAUUCCUCUAGUGGCCAACUCCAUGGUAUGAAUGCUAUUAGUUCAUUCCAUCUUGGAUAUGCCUCUCAAGAGGUUACCAUUGACACGAGUUUUUGACGUAUUGCUGAGUUCAGUCUCUACCUUUAUAAAUUGUGCAGUAGGUUGCUGCAAUGAAUCAAUAGCGUCCAGCAACUUCUUCAAAUUGGAGAUAGGUCAAACUGCGAAAUGAUAGACUUGUUUUUCUCACUCCUUUCUAGAAUGUUUAAUGUAACCAUCUACAUUUCAUCUUAAUUGACUGUUGAAGUUUUAAAUUUUCGUUCUUAGAAACAAAAUUGUGUAAUCUAUGAUGGUAGAUGUUUCAAAUCUUCCUCUUCUCGAAGAUUUGUACAACAUCACAAUAUUCCUGAUCAAGCUAAGAAAGCUGACUUACAUCCUUAAAGACUAGUUUGUAAUGAUCAUCAACAAGUUAGCUACCCAUCAAGAAGCCUUAUGUGAGCAACGUACCUAAAAAUUUGGUCAUCUAUUAGUGUAUUUUUGGUAAGGCUCCCUUUUUUACUCUGAAUAAAAGGCCCAAAGGUAUGUGACA
Molecule: messenger RNA, 1594 nt
Organism: Quercus lobata
Lineage: Eukaryota; Viridiplantae; Streptophyta; Magnoliopsida; Fagales; Fagaceae
Product: nudix hydrolase 13, mitochondrial-like
Exons: 7
Coding region: 412-1125 (237 amino acids)
Cellular component (GO): cytoplasm; nucleus
Molecular function (GO): pyrophosphatase activity
Source: RefSeq, a predicted model, not a curated record